UGUACUUCUCUCCUUCAUUCCUACAUACACACUCAGUUCUCCGUCUUAGCUAUCUCGGUGCCGAUCGCCGUUACUCACUAGCUAGCUUUCUGCUAGCUUCUUUCCUUCCUUCUGUGCUCACAUAUACUCCCAGCUGAACUACUGCAAAUCAAAGCAAAGUCUCUGCACUACAAGCCAUGCCGACGGCGUCGCACCUGACGAGCCCGCGCUACUUCGACUUCCGUGCGGCGCGCGGGGUGCCGGAGUCGCACGCGUGGCCGGGGCUGCACGACCACCCGGUCGUGGACGGCGGCGCCGGCGCCGGCGCCGGGGAAGACGACGCCGACCGGGUCCCCGUCGUGGACAUGCGCGCCGACCCUUCCGCCGCGGCCGCGGCGGUGGCGCGCGCGGCGGAGACGUGGGGCGCGUUCCUGCUGGAGGGCCACGGCGUUCCCGAGUCCCUCCUGGCGCGGGUGGAGGAGCGCGUGGCGGGGAUGUUCGCGCUGCCGGCGCCGGAGAAGAUGCGCGCCGUGCGAGGCCGCGGCGAGUCCUGCGGCUACGGCUCCCCGCCCAUCUCCAGCUUCUUCGCCAAGUCCAUGUGGUCCGAGGGCUACACCUUCUCCCCGGCACAUCUCCGCCGCGACCUCCGCAAGCUCUGGCCCAAGGCCGGCCCAGACUACCUCCUCUUCUGUGAGGUGAUGGAGGAGUUCCACAGGGAGAUGCGCCUGCUAGCGGACAAGCUGCUGGGCCUCUUCCUGCGGGCGCUGGGCCUCACCGCGGACGAGGCCUUGGCCGUGGAAGCGACCCACAGGAUCGCCGAAACCAUGACGGCCACGACGCACCUCAAUUGGUACCCGAGAUGCCCGGACCCGAAGCGGGCCUUGGGCCUGAUCCCGCACACGGACUCGGGCUACUUCACCUUCGUGCUGCAGAGCCAGGUGCCCGGGCUGCAGCUCUUCCGCCGCGGGCCGGACCGCUGGGUCGCCGUGCCGGCCGUCCCGGGCGCCUUCGUCGUCAACGUCGGCGACCUCUUCUCCAUCCUCACAAACGGCCGCUUCCACAGCGUGUUCCAUCGCGCUGUGGUUAAUAAGGAGAGUCAUCGGGUGUCCCUCGGGUACUUCCUCGGCCCGCCGGCCCAGACGAGGGUCGGCCCGUUAGAGGAGGCCCUGACGCCGGCCCGGCCCAAGCCCAUGUACCGGCCCGUCACGUGGCCCGAGUACAUGACCGUCCGUAAGAAGGCCUUCGCCACCGGCGACUCCGCGCUCCAGAUGGUCGCCGUCGAUCAAGACGACGACGACGACGCCCAAACGAAAUUAGCAAACAGAAAAAUAAAAGUGAGCGGAGAAGCUUAUUAAUGACUUUGAUGAGCUCGAUUUGGGUAGCUAUUAGGGAUCGAUCGGGAGAAGAGCGUGCGGCUGUCGUCUCGAUCGAUCGUGUUCGAGGUCUCCUCCAUCCAUGCAUGUAAUUAAUUAAGAACCAGUUUUUUUUCCUCUCUUUUUUGUCGUGUAAGCAGAGAAUUAAGGGCCGCUAGCUUGGAUCUACGAGAGAAAGAAAAAUAAGGAGCAUAGUAGCAGCAGCUAGCGGCGGUUAAUGAUUGGGCAAGGUGUAGAAUAAUUGUAAUGGGGAUCGAGAAGAAGAUCGAAGCAGGAAACAAACAAACUGGACUACUGCGUACUACUGGCCAGUUAAUUAAUUGGGUGGGUUAUGAUUUGGCCUGUA
Brachypodium distachyon (stiff brome) is the source of this 1698-nucleotide messenger RNA. Its product is annotated as gibberellin 3-beta-dioxygenase 2-2. The record is from RefSeq and is a predicted model, not a curated record. Gene Ontology annotation, molecular function: gibberellin 3-beta-dioxygenase activity. NCBI's taxonomy places the organism in Eukaryota, Viridiplantae, Streptophyta, Magnoliopsida, Poales, Poaceae. Gene Ontology annotation, biological process: response to light stimulus; gibberellin biosynthetic process. The transcript is spliced from 2 exons. The coding region runs from base 177 to 1334 and encodes 385 amino acids.